AUGACAGCUGAGUCUUCUCUAGACCCGUCAUUCGGGUUCGGAUUUUCUUCAACUAAUAAAGCUUUAUCAUACACCAAAUGCAUAGAAUGCGGGAUACAAACGAGACCUGCAGUUUGGUGUAAGCAUUGCGAUCUUGCAAGGUUGAGAGAACAUUUUCGCAAUUGGACUAGCGGAGAUUUGGUAGUAGAUCAAUUUUUGGACUUUUUAGAAUGGAUUUAUUUCGACCAAUUUGUUUUCGAAAAAAAUAUUAACAAACGAGGCGCUUUCAGCACAAUUUAUUUCGCGACAUGGAUGGAAGGACCAAAAUGGAAAUUGGAUGAAGAGGCUGAAACAUGGGAACGUAACGGACUAAUUAAAGUUAUAUUAAAGCGAUUAGAUAAUUCACAAAAUAUGUGUCAAGAAUAUAUUAACCAACGAACGAACAUUAUUCCGACCGGAACAGGAAUAAAGGACGUGAUAACUCCUAGAUCUGUAUAUAAUAAAAUAUAUAGUAGAACUAAGGGAUCAAUCUCAUCUUAUAUGUUCGUUAUGAGAUAUAAUGAACAGGGAUAUUUAUAUGAAUAUUUUGAACUAUCUAUCGGGCUUCUUUGCUGGAAAGAUAUAAUAGAUAUGUUAUGGUCCAUAGCAGGUCUUAAUGAUAUUCAUGAAGCUGGUCUCGUCCAUGGACAUAUAUACGGAGGAAAUAUAUUAGUUGAAAACGAAGCAGACUCAAUAUACUCUAGAAUCGCGGAUUAUGGCUUUCACGAAUGGACAUCUGAAUAUUUUGAUCACCCAGUUACAAAACUACCACUUCCACAAAUUGGUCAAGAAGCUGAUAUUGGGGCUUGUUAUUCUGUUGGAAAGCAUUCUUUUUGUCUUCUUAUCGGUGAAGCUAAAAAUGAAAUUGGUGAAGGACAUGGAUGUUCAUAUAUACAAGCAUGUGCCUCAUAUGCUAAACAGAUUGGUGCUAAUACAAAUAAUACAAUACGUAAAAAUCUUAAUCCAUCUUUUAUUCUUUAUCUCUCUGGUCCUUACCUGGGUAUUGCUGGUGCU
Molecule: messenger RNA, 1032 nt
Organism: Funneliformis caledonium
Lineage: Eukaryota; Fungi; Glomeromycota; Glomeromycetes; Glomerales; Glomeraceae
Source: the annotation of a GenBank genome assembly